Messenger RNA from Zootoca vivipara (common lizard), 6718 nucleotides. It is a transcript of the gene DHX8, whose product is annotated as DEAH-box helicase 8. Lineage: Eukaryota; Metazoa; Chordata; Lepidosauria; Squamata; Lacertidae. Gene Ontology annotation, biological process: spliceosomal complex disassembly; mRNA splicing, via spliceosome. Gene Ontology annotation, cellular component: catalytic step 2 spliceosome; intracellular anatomical structure. The record is from RefSeq and is a predicted model, not a curated record. Gene Ontology annotation, molecular function: ATP binding; RNA helicase activity; RNA binding.
CUGUAGAGGCGCCCCCGGAAGUGCCCGUCGUCGGACGCCUGGAGGCUGCGCUGGGGGCUCAGGGCGGCGGAGGCGCCAUGGCGGAGCCGGUGGACGAGCUCGCUAAGCUCGAGUACCUGUCCCUGGUCUCCAAAGUCUGCACGGAGCUCGACAACCACUUGGGCAUCAACGACAAGGAUCUGGCUGAAUUUGUGAUAAACCUCGCAGAGAGAAAUACAACCUUUGAUGCAUUCAAGACAGCCUUGGUGAAGAAUGGUGCUGAAUUUACAGAUUCCCUCAUUAGCAACCUGCUGCGUCUUAUACAGACGAUGCGACCGCCUGUAAAACCUUCCACCAGCAAAGAGGCUGUAAAACCGAAAACCGAAAAAGAAAAGUACAAGGAGUUGUUUCCAGCCCUCUGUAGACCAGACAAUCCCAUUGUCAGGACAAUGCUGGAUGAAGAUGAUGUGAAGGUAGCUGCCGAUGCCCUCAAGGAACUGGAAGCUUUGAUGCCAAAUGCAGGCAAGCAGGAGAAGCACCGUAGCAGUGAGGACCACAAGAGAAGGCGGAGGAGCCGCAGCCGCAGCCGGGGCCGGGACCACAAGCGGAAGCGGAAGUCACCUUCUCGUUCCCGGACGAGGGAGCGGCAUAAGGGGAAGUCCAGGUAUCGCUCCAGGAGCAGAAGCCCCAGCUGGGACCGCAAGGAGCGGGAGAAGCCUGCAGAGAAGAACAGCGAGCGGUGGCGGGAUAAGCACGUGGACCGGCCUCCACCAGAGGAGCCUUCCAUCGGGGACAUCUACAAUGGCAAAGUCACCAGCAUCAUGCAGUUUGGCUGCUUUGUCCAGCUUGAAGGACUCAGGAAGCGCUGGGAAGGACUUGUCCACAUCUCAGAGCUGCGCCGCGAGGGGCGUGUUGCUAACGUGGCCGACGUGGUGAGCAAAGGGCAGAGGGUCAAAGUCAAAGUUCUGUCCUUCACUGGCUCUAAAACCAGCCUCAGCAUGAAGGAUGUAGAUCAAGACACAGGGGAGGAUUUGAACCCGAACAGACGUCGGAACCUUGUCGGGGAGUCCGAGGAGGCGGCCAUGAGAAACCCAGACAGGCCAACCCACCUGUCCUUGGUCAGCGCCCCGGAGGUAGAGGACGAUACGUUGGAACGGAAACGCCUCACCCGCAUUUCUGACCCUGAGAAAUGGGAAAUCAAGCAGAUGAUUGCUGCCAACGUGCUUUCCAAGGAGGAGUUCCCUGACUUCGACGAGGAAACGGGGAUCCUGCCGAAGGUUGACGAUGAGGAAGACGAGGACCUGGAAAUUGAACUGGUAGAGGAGGAGCCGCCGUUCCUGCGAGGGCACACGAAGCAGAGCAUGGACAUGAGCCCCAUCAAAAUUGUGAAGAACCCUGAUGGCUCCCUGUCUCAAGCUGCCAUGAUGCAGAGUGCGCUUGCGAAAGAGAGGCGAGAGCUGAAGCAAGCCCAGAGGGAGGCAGAGAUGGACUCCAUCCCCAUGGGACUAAACAAGCACUGGGUGGAUCCCCUUCCAGACGUGGAUGGGAGACAAAUCGCUGCCAACAUGCGAGGGAUCGGCAUGAUGCCCAACGACAUCCCAGAGUGGAAGAAACAUGCUUUCGGAGGCAAUAAAGCCUCUUACGGGAAAAAAACUCAGCUGUCAAUCAUUGAGCAGAGGGAAAGUCUCCCAAUUUACCGGCUGAAGGAUCAGCUCAUCCAGGCUGUUCACGAUAACCAGAUUCUGAUAGUCAUCGGGGAGACUGGCUCCGGGAAAACCACGCAAAUCACGCAGUACCUCGCUGAGGCUGGCUACACCACCCGCGGGAAGAUUGGCUGCACCCAGCCUCGCCGAGUGGCUGCCAUGUCCGUGGCCAAGCGGGUAUCGGAGGAGUUUGGCUGCUGCCUGGGACAGGAGGUUGGCUACACCAUCCGGUUUGAGGACUGUACCAGUCCCGAGACGGUGAUCAAGUAUAUGACGGACGGGAUGUUGCUGCGAGAGUGCCUGAUCGACCCGGAUCUGACGCAGUAUGCCAUCAUCAUGUUGGAUGAAGCCCACGAGCGCACCAUACACACCGAUGUGCUGUUUGGUCUCCUGAAAAAGACGGUUCAGAAGAGGCAAGACAUGAAGUUGAUAGUGACGUCGGCCACCUUGGACGCGGUUAAGUUCUCCCAGUACUUCUACGAGGCCCCCAUCUUUACCAUCCCAGGCAGGACGUACCCGGUGGAGAUUCUCUAUACUAAGGAGCCAGAGACAGAUUACCUGGAUGCCAGCCUGAUCACAGUCAUGCAGAUCCACUUGACAGAGCCACCAGGAGACAUCCUGGUGUUUUUGACUGGCCAGGAGGAGAUCGACACGGCCUGCGAGAUCCUUUAUGAGCGGAUGAAAUCCCUGGGUCCUGAUGUCCCUGAGCUGAUCAUCUUGCCCGUCUACUCGGCGCUGCCUAGCGAGAUGCAGACUCGCAUCUUUGACCCAGCUCCCCCAGGGAGUCGAAAGGUGGUCAUUGCCACGAACAUCGCUGAAACUUCGCUCACAAUUGACGGCAUCUAUUACGUGGUGGACCCCGGGUUUGUGAAGCAGAAAGUAUACAACUCAAAGACAGGAAUUGACCAGCUGGUUGUGACACCUAUUUCUCAGGCCCAAGCCAAGCAGCGAGCUGGGAGGGCUGGGAGAACAGGGCCAGGCAAGUGCUACCGGCUGUACACGGAGCGGGCCUACCGCGAUGAGAUGCUCACCACCAACGUGCCUGAGAUCCAGAGGACCAACUUGGCUAGCACUGUGCUGUCCCUUAAGGCUAUGGGAAUCAACGACCUGCUCUCCUUUGAUUUCAUGGAUGCCCCGCCAAUGGAAACUCUGAUCACCGCAAUGGAGCAGCUGUAUACUCUGGGCGCCCUGGAUGACGAGGGGCUGCUCACCCGACUGGGACGCCGGAUGGCCGAGUUCCCCCUGGAGCCCAUGUUGUGCAAGAUGCUCAUCAUGUCGGUGCAUCUGGGGUGCAGCGAGGAAAUGCUCACCAUCGUCUCCAUGCUGUCGGUGCAGAAUGUCUUCUACAGACCCAAGGACAAGCAAGCACUCGCUGACCAGAAGAAAGCCAAGUUUCACCAGACGGAAGGGGACCACCUCACGCUUCUGGCCGUGUACAACUCCUGGAAGAACAACAAGUUCUCCAAUCCCUGGUGCUAUGAAAACUUCAUCCAAGCCCGCUCGCUGCGCCGUGCCCAGGAUAUUCGUAAACAGAUGCUGGGCAUCAUGGACAGGCAUAAGUUGGACGUAGUGUCAUGUGGAAAAGCAACUGUACGCGUCCAGAAAGCCAUUUGCAGCGGUUUCUUCCGGAAUGCCGCCAAGAAGGAUCCCCAGGAGGGCUACCGGACCUUGAUUGACCAACAGGUUGUCUACAUCCACCCAUCAAGCGCCCUCUUCAACCGCCAGCCUGAAUGGGUGGUGUAUCAUGAGCUGGUGCUCACCACUAAGGAGUAUAUGCGGGAGGUCACCACCAUCGAUCCCCGCUGGCUGGUGGAGUUCGCCCCUGCCUUCUUCAAGGUCUCUGACCCCACAAAGCUGAGCAAGCAGAAGAAGCAGCAGCGUCUGGAGCCCCUUUAUAACCGCUACGAAGAGCCCAACGCCUGGAGAAUAUCGCGAGCCUUCAGGCGUCGGUGAGCCUUCCUCGUGUGCCGAGAACGGUGGCUGGACAUGGCACCAUCGCAGAGUCCAGCCUUGGGCAUAGCUGGACAACUUGCUAUGUACGUUUCAAGACUAAAAGGUGUAUUGGGGGGGGGGGCUGGUGGUGAAAUGCCAGCUCUUAAAGGCACCGCCCCCAUCAUGGCUGGUCUCAGAGACACCUUUCUUCACGGGAUAGAGAUUUUCUUCUGUUACCGUUCCUGCGCUGUGCAAGGGUCAAAAGUUGCCAUGCGGUUUUGAGUCUACUCUGUUACUGAAAGGCCUCCUUUCUCUGUUGUCCACUGGAAGCCCAUUUGAAAAGACUGUUUCUGGAGGAAGCAAGACAAAUACCCAGACCCCCUGCACGGGCGGCCUUGCUUUAAUGUGGUCUUCAUUUGUACUGCCAUGUUGCUCACCCACUUCCUGUCAGAGCCCACAGUGUACAAAAAGCUGCUCUCUUUUUUUCUUCAAGGAUUCACUGACAUCUGAAGUAACAUUCCUGUGUUUUGUCAGUAAUAUUGCCAAGCAGUUUUUAAAGAAAAUAUUUUUUAAAAGCUGGAGGCCGUGUUGUUUAGAUCAGAGCUUUUGUCUGUCUUUUUCUGUACGAUCUUACUUGCAUUUGGUGAGAAAUGCUCACUGUCCUCAAGGUUGGGUGUGCCUUUGCAGUACCAGGGAGGGGUGGCUAACCUGUAGUCCUUCAGGUGCUAUUGAAAUUCGAACUCCCUCCACCUCCCAGGCCAGUGGUUGGGGAUUAUGGGAGUUGUAGUCCCAGCAAUAUCUGCAAAGCCACCUGUUUUAGGAGGUGCAGUAAUAGUAAUAAUAAAUAAUAGUAAUUUUAUUUUUACAACCGCCCUCCCCGGCCAAGACCAGGCUCAGGGUGGGUAACAUCAGGUAUAAAAACAAUUGAUUAAAAUACAACUUAAAAACAGGAUUAAAAUACAACUUAAAAUGCAGCCUCAUUUCAGUGGAAGCCCAGAAUCAAAUUGGUUUUUUGGGGGGGAGGGGCGUCAAAUCUUCACCAAGGCCAACUAUCCAGACUGGUCCUACGUGGGCCAGGAAAAAAAAGCCAGGGAAGUCCCCAAAUAGGGGUUCCAUCACAGAAGGAAAAGGAAAGAGGGGGAGUGGAUCAGGCCAAUUCCAAGCCAAAGGCAAGGCGGAACAACUCUGUCUUACAGGACCUGCGGAAAGAAAUCAGAUCCCGCGGGGUCCUGGUCUCAAGAGACAGAGCAUUCCACCAGGCCAGAGCCAGUGUUGAAAAGGCCCUGGCCCUGGUUGAGGCUCAGGUGUACUUGAGGGAGAUUCAGAUGUACUUGAAGUAGAGAAGAGAGCGCAAUGCCUUCUUGAUGGCUCUAGGACUCUUCACAGCACCCCUUCCUUGCAACUGCUGGCAACUUUCUGCUUGCCUGCUGAGGGGGCUAAGAGAGGUGGUGUGAUCUUCUUUCAUGUCCCAGGUGUCUGUGGUACAAGGAGGACUCUUUAAAUGAAAAGCUGUCUUCAUUCGGAUUUUUUUCUCUGUCUGGAAGCUGGUUUUACACACACACACACACACACACACAAAAGUGCAUACCGGUACAUAUUGUGGUUGUCACCUUUCCGUCUUGAGAGACGAUGUAGUGCACCUGCAGGGGUGAAAUAAAAUCGCUGCAUUAGCAGCACCAAAGUGAAUCUCUUCUGGACGCAAGCCUGGGCAGUGUGUUUGGAGCUCUUGGGCUGACCAGAUGACAAGACCCACUUCUCGGCCUUGCUGUGGUGGUGUGAACAGAAACGGGGGUUGGAAGGUUGCCAGGGUAGCUGGGUGUGAGGUGACAGGAAAAGAGAGUUUUUAAGCAGGGUAUUCGGAGGAGGAGGAGGAGGAAAGAGAAGGAAGGAAUCCAUCUUGGGCAGGCUGGCUGAAGGCUGGCUCCACUGCUGUGGUGGUACAAGCCCCUCUUGACCAUACUUUAUGAUCUGGACUCCCUCCAUGCAGACUGAAGGUGUAAAUAGGUGAAUAAAUCCAUAUUUCUUAAAGCUAUGACCAUCUCCGCUGUGUCUCAAUUCUCUAAAGCAACGCAGACACUGGGUGAGUGCCUGAAACCCCCAGGAAUCUUGCAGAGGCUGGGGGUGGCACACAACUUUUUUAUCCAUACACACACACGCUGUGAUAUUCUGCCUUCUCACUUCUAGGGGAUAAACACUACUACGGUAAUAAUAUUGUUAACAGAGACACAUACAUCUCGCACACUCUUCUAUUCCUCCCCCUGCCGCCAACUCAAUCCAGAGAUGUCCAACGUGCAUUGAGAGGGGAACAGCUUCCUCCACAUAUCCAUCCUAAUGUGGUUGGCGCAAGCAUUGUUUAUGGUUCAGUAGGGUUUGCAGUUGUUUUGAUACAAGCAGUUGUAAAGAAGCUAGGGAGAAGAGAGGAGCGCAAUGUCGCCUUGUAUAUCCACUCCUCGUUUCUGCAAUCAAGCUGCUGGGGAAAAAAUCCUUUAGUAAGUGAGAGAAAUGGCUGUGUUCCGUUGGCUUCCCCCCGCUGCAAUGCGGAGAGCGAUUGAGGGAAAGUACUUUGCCUAACCAUUCUUCAUAAUUGCAAAGAGCUCAGUAUAUGACGACCAGCAGCAGCUUGACAUUCCUUGCUCCAGUUCCAAGCAGUGAACACAUCUGGUUUAAAUUAAUUUAAAAGAAUAAACUUGUAUGACUUUUUGAGAGCUGGAUGAGAAGGAAUCUCCUGUUUGUAAGUAGAGCUUUCUUUCAAAACGACACCAAGGAGAGAAAAGUGACCUUGAAGGCCUUCAGUGGGCGAGAAAUUGACAUUCCCCGAGUUACUAAAGUGAUCUGCAUACCACCUUGAAGCAGAACAGAGGAUUCUGUGGAAAUGAACCACUGGGAACUGACAAGAGGCUAGGAUAGGAUUUGUUCUUGGAAUACAAAGGCCUGUUCUUACUGUGUUACUGCCUCACGUUUUUUACACUUGUACAGUGGUACCUCGGUUUACAACCACAAUUGGUUCUGGAAGUCUGUACUUAACCUGAAGCGUACUUAACCUGAAGCGAACUUUCCCAUUGAAAGUAAUGGAAAGUGGAUUAAUCCAUUCCAGACGGUCCGUG